AUGGCGACCCUUCGCAAGGACAGUCGCUUGUUCAAAUUCCAAAUGGCGAAUUCCAAAUGCUCGUCAAAGGUUCUUUUGUUACAAUGUAGCUUUGUCAAUUUUAUCUGUAGCUAUGAAUUUGCUGAUGCGACGCUUGUGAAAACCGCGAACGAGCAAUAUUCAUAUUCCAUCGUUAUCAGAAGAUUAUUCGACGAGGAUGAGGAGGAAUUGCUGAGUGCUGCUCAAAAAUCAGGCAUUAAUGCAAAAUCCCAAUUUGUAGAUCCAUUGACUUUUGAGUUCAAUUUUCCCAUUUGCAUGAGCAUGAAUUUUGCUCGCCAUACACAGGGUGUGCCUUGUGAUAGAGAAGCCUUUAAAUGGACCGACUCUUCAUCUUGUGAGAACCGAAAAAGCUAUGCCUUGGCAUCUGAAAAGGAAAUCGAAUCAAUAAUGAUGCCCAAAGCUUUGAUUGCAACUAAAGAGGGGGUGCUUAUUUUCGAGACACAUUCGGCAUCCAAUGUUUAUCUUUACUCGUUUGACAUUUCCUCUGGCCUAUUUAUAUCUGCAACCGGAAAUAAGGAAGAUUUACCCCCAUAUCACCUACGAAUCCACGGCAAGGACAAUGCAGAGAUGCUUUAUUAUUCACAGAAUAUCAUGCCCUCUGAUAUUGUGCAUGUGGAGAGAGACAAAUCCUUCUUGAUUGGCCAAGCAGUUCCAAUGGACAUCGACUAUGACACCUCUGAAACCGAAUCAGCGUCUUCUGAUGACGAAGAGGAAAGUGAUGAUGAAGGGGAGUUGGCCAUCAGCUCUAUCUCCGAAAAAUUCACGCCCGACA
Mitosporidium daphniae is the source of this 811-nucleotide messenger RNA. RefSeq lists its product as uncharacterized. The transcript has 4 exons. The annotation marks the transcript as partial. NCBI's taxonomy places the organism in Eukaryota, Fungi, Microsporidia. The record is from RefSeq and is a predicted model, not a curated record.